AUGAGUGCACGAGGCGAAGGAGCCGGUCAGCCCUCCACUUCCACCCAGGGACAACCUGCCGCCCCAGCGCCUCAGAAGAGAGGACGAGGUCGACCAAGGAAGCAGCAACAAGAGCCUACAGGUGAGCCCUCUCCUAAAAGGCCCAGAGGAAGACCUAAAGGAAGCAAAAACAAGAGCCCCUCAAAAGCUGCCCAAAAGAAAGCAGAAGCCACUGGAGAAAAACGACCAAGAGGCCGACCCAGGAAAUGGCCACAACAGGUGAUUCAAAAGAAGCCUGCUCAGGAAGAGACUGAAGAGACGUCCUCACAAGAAUCUGCAGAGGAUGACUAAGAGACCACAGCAUUCCAUUUCUACCUCAUCAGCAG
This is a messenger RNA of Dromiciops gliroides (monito del monte), 365 nucleotides long. RefSeq names its product high mobility group AT-hook 2 (gene HMGA2). Gene Ontology annotation, molecular function: DNA binding; transcription coregulator activity. Bases 1 to 330 code for a protein of 109 amino acids. The record is from RefSeq and is a predicted model, not a curated record. Gene Ontology annotation, biological process: regulation of DNA-templated transcription. Lineage: Eukaryota; Metazoa; Chordata; Mammalia; Microbiotheria; Microbiotheriidae. Gene Ontology annotation, cellular component: nucleus; chromatin. The transcript has 5 exons.